AUGUUGCAGUGUCAAAGAACUUGUAGCGGAGCAGCCAACAACUCUCAUUGGUGGAAAAUUGCGAGAAACAAUCUUGAGGAACUGUGGGAACUGCUUAACUUUCUGUUGCCAAAUAUUUUUAAUUCAGCUGAGGAUUUUUGUCAGUGGUUCAACAAACCGUUUGAAAGUAACGCAGAUAACUCCCUUGAAGAAGCUUUACUCUCUAAGGAGGAGAAUCUAUUAAUCGUAAAUCGUCUUCACCAAGCUCUCCGACCAUUUGUUCUUAGGAGACUGAAACACAAGGUUGAAAAUGAGUUGCCUGAAAAGAUAGAGAGACUUGUAAGAUGCAAAUCUUCUGCAUAUGAGAAGAUAUUCAUGAGGAGAGUAGAAGACGAUGUGGGUGCAUUUGGUGCUACCAAGGUUCUUUUGUUUUCAACAAUGACUAGGCAGCUUGAUGUGAUGGAGGAUUAUUUAUAUCAAAAACAGUAUAUGUACCUUCGCCUAGAUGGACAUACAAGUGGCGGUGAUCGUGGGUCCUUAAUUGACCAUUUUAAAAAACCUGGAUCUCCAUUUUUCAUAUUCCUUCUCAGUAUACGUGCUGGAGGCGUUGGAGUGAAUCUUCAAGCUGCUGAUACAGUUGAUCUGCAAGCACAGGCUAAAGCUCACAAAAUUAGUCAGAAGAAGGAGGUACUUGUUCUUCGGUUAGAAACGGUUAAAUCGGUUGAAGAACAAGUUAGAGCUUCAUCUAAGCACAAACUUGGAGUUGCUAAUCAGAGCAUUACUGCUGGCUUCUUUGACAAUAACACAAGUGCUGAAGACCGAAGAGAAUACUUGGAGGCCCUGCUGCAAGAGCGUAAGAAAUAG
Molecule: messenger RNA, 843 nt
Organism: Lactuca virosa
Lineage: Eukaryota; Viridiplantae; Streptophyta; Magnoliopsida; Asterales; Asteraceae
Source: the annotation of a GenBank genome assembly